GGCUCGGCGUCACGCAGUGCCGAUCAUUGUCUCCCUCACACUUUCUAACGAGCCAUUUCACAACAUCCACACUGCGGACGGAGCUCGCCACGGAGCGGAGCAUAGCAGAGCAGCGCCGCGCAGUUUCCUUCUUCUUUGCAAUUAAGUGUUCGGAUUAAACGCGCAGAUGUGGCCACUUGUGGGACUUGGUGUCACAUUAUGUGUGUUUAUCGAUCGACUGGCGCUCGUUUGCAAAUAGCACAAGUGAUUGGCUUCGCUCUGAAUGAAGCUCCAGGCACUUUUUGUCUCCGCGCUGGACGUCAUGUGCACGUUGGCGAAUUUGUCGCGCAGAGUCGCCGAGUGAGCGCGAUUGCGGAUUACACUGACACUGGAAGCGUUUAUUUGCUUUGAAAAAGAGGGGCUUUCCCAGGCGGCGUGGCGUGGGCGUCUGGUCCACCGUCCUCUGGGUUCCCGGAGGACUCCAUGCAGUCGCAAAGGCAGAGGAGUGAAGGGCGACCCCGAGCUGGAUGGAUGGUUAUGGGGAAGAGAGGCAGACCCUCGGCGCUUCAAGUGUGCAGAGUCCUCGCUCUCUUCUUAUCACUCUUCCCUACAGCAAGUCUACAGUGCAAGAUCCUCAAGUGCAACUCAGAAUUUUGGGCCUCCACAAGCAACUCGGGGCCGGAGGAGGACUUCUGCACGGCGCUGCGUGCGUACAAUAGCUGCGUGCGGCGAACCGCCCGCACCUGCCGGGGCGACUUGGCGUACCACUCGGCCCAGCACGGCAUCGAGGACCUCAUGAGCCAGCACAACUGCUCCAAGGAGGGACCCACGUCGCAGCCACGUGCCCGCACCCAGCUCCCGGCCGCGCCGUCGCCGCCCGACAGCCAGGAGCGCUCGGACGGCCCGGAGGUGUGCCACUACGAGCGCAGCUUCCCGCGUAACGCCGUUCGGCCCAAUUUCACGCACUGCGGCUUCUUCGGGGACCCCCACUUGAGAACCUUUGGAGAUGACUUCCAGACGUGCAAGGUGGAGGGCGCCUGGCCGCUCAUUCACAACAAGUACCUGUCGGUCCAGGUGACCAACACCCCCGUGUUGCCCGGGUCCUCCGCCACGGCCACGAGCAAGCUGACAAUCAUCUUCAAGAACUUCCAGGAGUGCGUGGACCAGAAGACGUAUCACGCCGAGACGGACGAGCUCCCCGCCGCCUUUGCCGACGGCUCCAAGAACGGCGGCGAGCGGCACGGCGCCAACGCCCUCCGCGUGGUGGAAAAGGUGCCCGGCCAGCACGUGGAGAUUCAGGCUCGCUACAUCGGCACCACGCUGGUGGUGCGGCAGGUGGGCCGCUACCUGACCUUCGCUGUGCGCAUGCCCGAGGAGGUGGUGCGCUCGGUGGAGGAGGAUGACGGUGGCGACGGCGAGCAGGACUUGUAUCUGUGUCUGCACGGCUGCCCCGCCAACCAGCGUAUGGACUUCAGGAAGCUGCGCAACCAGGCGGGCGGCUUCAGCUACCAGGCGGCCAGGGCCAAGUGUAAGGAGCGUCUGCCCGUGGAGGAUGUCUACUUCCAGUCGUGCGUCUUUGACCUGCUCUCAUCCGGGGACAUCAACUUCACCAUGGCCGCUUACUACGCCCUGGAGGACGUCAAGACGCUGCACUCCAACAACAAGCGCUAUCACAUCUUUGACAAGGACGCCUUUGCUAGCUGCGCCGCGGCGCAUUGCUUCUCACUCCAGUUCGUCGUCGCCCUCUUGUGGUGCACGCUUGCUCUUUAGCCACUCCAAUGAGUCCUUGGGAAUGUUCGCCUGGGGCGGUUGAGGGGUUGCUUCAUCCAACCCAAGCCAGACAAGUCCGAGAAGGACAACAUGAGGGCUUUUUGGUCGUUUUGGUGUCCCCUCCGCCGUCGGGAAUGUGAAAGCAUCUCAGCGUAUAGGCGCCUCAUUCAGUGAACGUCUUUCUUUUCAAGGAGCCACACUCAAUACAGUUUUCUCAUUUUCAAGACAGAAGCAAGCUUGCUUCAAGCCGUUUAUGAAGUUUACUGUCAAAUUUGUCCAUAGAACUAAAAAAAAAAAAUCCACAACAUACAGUAAGUAGUAGUCACUGUAUUGUUUGUUCGACUAUCGUUACAUUUAUUUUACAAAGGUGUUAGGUUAAAGAAAAAAUGCAGCAUCUUACAAUUUUGGUUUCGCAAUUACAAUGACAGACACCUCAUUUACUUUAUUGGGCUACAUUGAAUUAUUUGUCAGGCCUUGUGACACCUAAGAAAAGCAGCGCUGACAAAAAAAAAAUAAAAAAAUCUCCCAUCUGCUGUGGAGAUAAAUGAUUCCUAUUUUUUGGUUGUGUGAACAUAGGACAGUUUUUUAGCAUCUGUGGUACAUUUUGUGGGCACAGUACUUGUGGGUACCCCCACAAAUGGCAAAAAAACGGUCCACUCGAAUUUUUUACAAUUGCUUAAAUUAAUUGGAGAGUCAUACAUUUUGUUUCCUUCCAAAAACUGCAUGAAUGUUCAUCAAAAUAUUACGUAUGUGGUAACAGCACUCAGUGUGUGUAGACGACUAAGAAUUUAAAAUCAGAAGUCGUGGAAAAGUAUGGCAAGCAACGUAAUCAACAAUUAAUGUUAAUGCAGAAUUUGGUAGGGGGGGGGAGAUUUCUAUACAAAAUGAAACAAAUCCGUGAACUUUUUUUCCUUUUAUGGGCUACGUAAAAUGAUGUGGAGUACCCCAGGGCUUUGAGUUUGACACCCUUUCGUUUGAACCACAAACAUACACUUGAUGUACUUUUUUUUUUUUUUGCGGGGGUCACGAUUUGAGGCAAAAAAGGGAACGAUUCCUGUGGAAGUGAUUUGAGGGCUUGAGUCUUUGCCAGAGAAAUGAGCCUCUGUGCCAACAUCUUUAGGACUGAAUUUUGACAGCGACACUUGUACGGGCAGCUGUUAGUCCUGGUUUCAACGUGAGCUCUCGAGUGUGCUCUUAUCCAUCCUUGUUUGACUUUAACACUGAAGUAUUUGUCACUGCUGGCUGCCUUUUUUGAUUUUUUUGUUUUGGGGUGCUUUGACGACAGUGAUGCAAUUUAAGUGAUUGUAAUGUGGAAUCUGAAUCUUGUGUUUGUAGAUGUGGUUUGUAUUGUGAUUUUUAUAGUAGCUGACGUGAGAUUGUACAUAAAGUGUGUAAAGUUGUGUUAAUUUGACUUACUGUGAAUGUGAAAUAUAAUGUUGAGAUUUUUUUUUUUUUUUGCAGAGACAUGAUCAGCACACAACACAAUGGUCAACUUUUGUGUUUUUUGCUGCUCAUGAUUGCCAAAUGAACGCACUUUAUGUUUUUAUUCAGCUCAUGUUGAUGUUGUUUGAAAUUCAAAAGGAAUUAAUAAGAAUAAUAAAACAGCUGGGAAAUGCCCGAAGAGAUCAAACUGUAGGUUUAAAAAAAAAAAAGCGGUGCAACACACACACACCAGCUGUUUAUAAUGUUAUUUAUUGAAUAAAAGAAAAUGUGUUGUUAGUGAA
Syngnathus typhle (broad-nosed pipefish) is the source of this 3473-nucleotide messenger RNA. RefSeq names its product repulsive guidance molecule BMP co-receptor a (gene rgma). The transcript has 4 exons. The coding region runs from base 463 to 1749 and encodes 428 amino acids. The record is from RefSeq and is a predicted model, not a curated record. Gene Ontology annotation, cellular component: plasma membrane. Gene Ontology annotation, biological process: BMP signaling pathway. Lineage: Eukaryota; Metazoa; Chordata; Actinopteri; Syngnathiformes; Syngnathidae. Gene Ontology annotation, molecular function: coreceptor activity.